UCUCAUACAGCACACGUCAUGGGGAAUUCCUGCUUAGAUGACAUAUAUUUCAGAGGUGUCGCUAUGUUUAUAAUAAUGAUGACCUGUCAAGAGGAUCAGUUGUUUUGCUAGAGAGACAUUAGCUGGCUAAUUAGCUGAUUAAUCUGCCCACUGACCCACAUUCCGCCUCAGCCGCUAUAAAUAACUAACCUGCGUUUAACUAUUUAGGCGGUAUUAACAAUUAAUAUGGGUAAUUAGUGCUCCUGAGUAAAUACUAUUUUGUAUCUGCAUCAGCAGUUUAGUGUGUUUUUCAUUUAAUGGUAAUGCUCAAUGGAGACGCUCAUGAGUGCCGUGGCCCCGCGUGCGCCGGCGGCGGUGAAGCGGGUGUCCGAGGUGGACUUCCGCUCGGGCACGACUCUGGAGCAGCUAUCGGCUCAGGUGCAGGAGCUGGUGCAGCUGGAGCAGGGGGAGUUCGGGGACCAGACCGCACUCGAGGUGCACACGGCCAAAGACUUCAUCUUUAAUAUGCUGGGCCUGGUGCAGAAGGUAGACAAGCGAUUGCCAGUUGCCAAUGAAUAUCUACUGCUAUCAGGUGGAGCCAGGGAAGGUGUUCUUGACCUUAACCCAGAGGACCUUGGUGACUACGCCAAAGGUGUUGACUUUGAUUUGGACUUCACUCUACUGGUGCCUGCUCUUAAACUGCAUGACCGAAAUCAGCCAGUGACGCUGGAUAUGCGGCAUUCCCCACCAUGCCAUUCUUGGCUGAGCCUGCGCCUCUGCGACCCUGCGAUGCUGACGCGUUGGAGUAUCUGCUGUCAAGAUGAGAAAACUAGAGAGAAUAAAGAUUUGGAAGAUGAGGAGGAAGAUACUGAAGCAGUACGAGGCUCAAUCCCCUCCCUGCAGCCUGCUCAAUCAUUAGAUGGAUGUUACUUCUCUCCGUUGCUGGUUGCCGAUUGGUUCUGGAGUGUAGUUGGGACGGCGGUAGAAGAGUUAAGGAGAAAUCCUCAAAGAGGGAUUCCCAUUCCUGAUCGUGUUGAGCGGAAUGGUCCACUAACAACACUGAUUCUUACUGCAGGAACUAGCCGUAUCCUUUACGACUUGCUUCCAGUGGUGUCGUUUCGUGGCUGGCCGGCCGUCGCACAGGGUUGGCUCACGACCAACCAUUUCUGGGAUGGCAAAAUAACGGAGGAGGAGGCCAUCAGCGGGUUCUACUUGCUUCCUGGUUGUUCUCCAGCUGCCAGCCCCUCAACCAGACCUGACCGCGAAUGGAGACUCGCCUUCUCCCGCAGUGAGGUUCAGCUAAAGAAAUGCGUGCCCUACCCAAUGGCACAAGCCUUCCAAGCAGCUAAAGCUGUACUGUCAAGACUAUUAGCUCGCCCUCGCACCGGCCUUAGCCUCUACCACCUACGUACCUUGAUGUUUUGGGCUUGUGAUCGCUUGCCUACAACCUACCUUAGCUGUCCAGAUCAUGAGACUCCUGCACGGCUGUUCCUUGGUCUACUUGAUGACUUGGCUCACUGCAUUCUGGGCAAAAACUGUCCUAAUUACUUCCUCCCUCAGUGCAACAUGCUCGAGCACCUUACGGACAGCGCCGCCCUGUUAGUGGCACGAAAACUUGCACAUUUACGUUCCGAUCCUGCAGAGCACUUAAGAGCCGCUUUGGAGCAGGCACAACAGGCAUGCCAACUCAAACGUGAGGCCGCAGUAGCUGCGAGCAAUGGCCAUAAGUUAUCGUCACCUACCCAUGGAUAUGGUGCGGGAUCACCACAGGACGACCGGCUAGCACAACGACUGCAACAGCUGGUGACAGAAAACCCUGGCAAGUCUAUUUCAGUCUUCCUCAACCCAGAUGACGUUACACGUCCGCAUUUCCGCAUUGACGACAAGUUCUACUGAGAGGACUGAGCUGGUUUAUACACUGCCCAGGGUACAGAGACCCUAUACGACAGAACUUCUAGAAGACAUAGUCAUGUCACUGUGCUACUGUAUUACCAAAUAGUAAAACAGAGUCUUUACAGAGGAGUUCUUCCCUCUGUUUGGCUCAACAAUGCUGACUACAAUCAAAGUUGCUUGACACUCCAAUGAGGGAUUGUAUGAAUUUCACAGGUGUCACAAUGUCAGGGAGAACAAAAAUAACGGGGAAAAACAGAUUUUAAUUGUGUGACUCGUAUAAAAUCAAAAUUCAGUCGCAUCCUAAAAAAUCCUAGCAUGCUAGAUUUCUGAAUUUUUUUUUUACUUGCUACUCAAUACUACUGAGAAAGGAAACUAGUAUUUUCUGCUGUGUUCCACAGUAAAUCCCGAGGGCAGUAGAACUGGAAAACCAACUAGGCCAAGGUACAUUAUGAUGAAAUCGAAUGUAAUUUUUUUUUUUUUGGUGUAUGUGUGGAGAAGUUUGCGACUAUUGAUCACAUAAUCUUCUCUUUCUUUAGUCUUGUCAGUUACCCUGCUUGCUCCCUUUCUCAGGUACUUUUUUUUUCUUUUAACUGGUGAGUCUUGAGCUGUUCUACUCUAGGCCUUGUCCUUUAUGUAUAAGCUUUUGUACAGCCUGUAGAAACAAUCUUUUUGAAACAAAUGCUGGUCGAGGCUUUUUUUUUGUUGUUGUUGUUUACUUUUUUAGAUUCGUAAGUUAGAUGCGGCUGAUGGUCUAUCAAGGUUCAGACUGGUUUAGAUUAGUUGAUUAGUCAUAGCUUAAACAGACAAAACUGAUUGAUGCAGAUUUUGUGUAUUCUCGGUUCCUGAUUGGAUUCUAAUCUGCACUGAAAUAAGCAGUAUGUGUUAGUGUUAUUCUAAGGGCUUUUCUUUGUCAAUCAUUGUUGCAUAUGUCCGGAUAAAACAAAAUAUGGAAGAUGCUUUGGAAAGUGGGAUUUUUUGUGGUGAUAAAGGUUUGCCAGCACUAUGUACUGGAAUAAUAGAAAGACAAAUCAAGUGCAGGCAAGGUAGCUGUGGGAGGCCGAGAUGGAUGAAGAAAGUCCAACACGACGUCCACUGGAUGGAUUAGGCCGAACCAAUGAGACUCCCGGGACUGUAGACAUCUGCUCUCCCUUCACUCCUUUCUAAAUCCUUCCCUCUUCAUCGGCCUCCAUCUCUGGCUGUUCUUGAUCCAUCUCUACCUCUUUGACUGUGCUCAAGGAUUAAAGAACAAUGUUACAUGUGUAUUCAGCAUAAAUCGCAUUAGCUCCCUGUGGGAGUUGGCAGACCAUUCGUGUGUGCUGCUGACAUGGCUGCUGCGCCAAUACAGAGCAAUCAGUAACACCGUUGCCUUUGAAUGACAGCAAAAUGGCGAGGAAUAGGCUUUUUCUAGUGGAUUUCAUAUUCCAGUAUUUGAGACGGGAGACGUGCUUCUGAAAAGAGUUUGUGUAGUGUUGCACACAGUACAGGUAGGCUGUUAUACAUAAUGUCUGCUGUAUGCCAAGGAGAAGACACCAAAGAUGGUUUAAAAGACUGAUUGCUUAGAUUAAAUGUCAUUAAGGAAAACGGAUGUAUCUCUAUUGUAUAUUGUCAGGGUUUGACACUGUAUACCUUAAAAGGCCUCUUUAGUGGAUAUAAAUAUUGUAAAAUGCUUGAAUUAAUAUUUGUAAUGCUAUUUUAAAUGUUUUCCUGCAUAUAUUGACCGUUGUUUAGCACAAUGUCUGAUAUCAAAUGAACAGUGGUACUAUGCAAGAUUUCAGAAUCAUUGAGAGUGUUUUAUACAAUAAAUUCAUUAGGGGAAAAAUUAAUGUUCCUGCCUCAGGGCAUGAUAAAAUGUUCCGGACGCAUUUCAGGUGAAAUAUCUGAAGGAAGCCAAAGCACAUGAUUUUCCUUACCAACUUUUUAAUGAUGUGGUCCCAGUGUUUCAUUCUCUGAUGGAAUAGUCCCUUGUGUCAUGCUGUUGUAUACAAAAUACGAAUGUAAACAACUUAUUUUACCUCUUGUAUUAAUCUUGUCAUCAACUCAAAUUCCCUGAAUGAAAAUGGAACAAUGCAUAUUUAAAUGGUACCAAAUAUUUAUAUAUUUCAUAUAAUGUCUCUAACAUGCCUCACAACGCUUGUUUUGUUUUGUUUUUUGUUUUUUUAAUAAUACAUGUGCUGGGGUGAGGGGAAAUUGCCCUCUGUGUAAUCAUGUGUGAUGAUGCUGGUAUAAGCAUGAAUUAAAUCAUUACAACUAUGA
Cyprinus carpio (common carp) is the source of this 4125-nucleotide messenger RNA. It is a transcript of the gene tmem102, whose product is annotated as transmembrane protein 102. Lineage: Eukaryota; Metazoa; Chordata; Actinopteri; Cypriniformes; Cyprinidae. The record is from RefSeq and is a predicted model, not a curated record.